AAAAGGAGAAGUAUCUAUUUGAGCAGAGAGUCCGAGGUUGACAGAGUGGAGCCGAUCCCUGGAGGCUGGGAGGUUCCCACCAAGACCAAGACUACAUCCAGGACCAGAGGACAGAGCUGGGGACAGGUGUGGGCGCACACCUACCAUGCCACGCUCCUUCCUGGUAAAGAGCAAGAAAGCUCACACCUACCACCAGCCCCGCAUCCAGGAAGAUGACCCGGUCUGGCCUCCUGCCCUUAGCCCCGCAGCCAGGGACCAAGUCCUGAGCAAUGAUCCUGUCUUCAGCAGCCUGUUCCCAAACCACUGCUUGACCUGGACUGACCUCAAGCGCGAGCCAGAGCUGGAGCUGGACCAGAGCAUGAGCAGGACGCCCUUGGUGCCAGAGGCCCCUGCUGUAAUGCCCCGAUCCCAGGACAGGGACUCCGACUCACCCCCGUUCUACAAGCCCAGCUUCUCCUGGGAUGCCCUGGCCUCGUCCUACGGCCACAGCUACCGGCAGGCCACCUCCACCAUGCAGUCUGCCUUCCUCGAGCGCUCCGUCAGCCUGUACGGCAGCCCUCUGGUGCCCAGCACCGAGCCACCCCUGGACUUCAGCCUCCGCUGCUCCCCGGGCAUGGAUACGUACCACUGUAUCAAGUGCAACAAGGUGUUCUCCACUCCACACGGGCUUGAAGUGCACGUCCGCCGCUCCCACAGCGGGACCCGGCCCUUCGCCUGUGACGUCUGUGGCAAAACCUUUGGCCACGCCGUGAGCCUGGAACAGCACACGCACGUCCACUCCCAGGGGAUCCCGGCAGGGCCCGGACCUGCGCCCGGCGUGGCAGUCCCGGGUCUCGAGGCCCCGCCCGCGCCUGACCCCCCAGGGCCUCGUUUCCUCCGGCAGGAGCGCAGCUUCGAGUGCCGGAUGUGCGGCAAAGCCUUCAAACGCUCGUCCACCCUGUCCACGCACCUGCUCAUCCAUUCGGACACGAGGCCCUACCCCUGCCAGUUCUGCGGCAAGCGCUUCCACCAGAAGUCGGACAUGAAGAAACACACCUAUAUCCAUACGGGUGAGAAGCCCCACAAGUGCCAGGUGUGUGGGAAGGCCUUCAGCCAGAGCUCCAACCUCAUCACCCACAGCCGGAAGCACACCGGCUUCAAGCCCUUCAGCUGCGAGCUGUGCACCAAGGGUUUCCAGCGCAAGGUGGACCUACGGCGGCACCGGGAAAGCCAGCACAAUCUCAAGUGAGGCUGCACCUGCCCCAGGCUCUGGCCAGGCUGCCCUGAGGUCCCGUCACCCAAGGGGAAGCCACCCUCCUGUGCCGAGAUCCCCCAUCUCCUGGCCAGCCUGCCCUGGGGUCCCCUGACCCAGAGGGAGGCCAGGCUCCUGUGCCUAGAUCCCGGGUCUCCCGGAGUCAGUGCUGGGCAGGAAUCGUUCAGCUUGGUUUGAGACUCACAGAAUUGCUGUGUGACCUCCAGCAAGCUGCUUUCCCUCUCUGGACCAAUAUUUUCCUGCUGCAAAAUAUGGGAACUGGGCUGGGUCUUUUUUGAGUUGAGGUUGUUUAGAAGUCUAAGAGCUUGGGCUACUUCCCUCGGGCAGGGCCCAGAAAGCCAGCAUAGCCCCCUGCGAACAAGGAUGUUGAGAAUAGUCCAGAAUAGGAAUCCAAACAGAAAUUCUCCCCCUCUGCCUGCUGCCCACUGUGCUGGAAUCUGGUUUUUAGUGGGUCUCUUUCAGGCUGCCAUGGACAACCAGAGUGGUUUCCUGCCCCAGUGGGAGGC
Molecule: messenger RNA, 1758 nt
Organism: Lontra canadensis (Northern American river otter)
Lineage: Eukaryota; Metazoa; Chordata; Mammalia; Carnivora; Mustelidae
Gene: GFI1B
Product: growth factor independent 1B transcriptional repressor
Exons: 7
Coding region: 146-1228 (360 amino acids)
Biological process (GO): regulation of transcription by RNA polymerase II
Cellular component (GO): nucleus
Molecular function (GO): DNA-binding transcription activator activity, RNA polymerase II-specific; RNA polymerase II cis-regulatory region sequence-specific DNA binding
Source: RefSeq, a predicted model, not a curated record